Messenger RNA from Thalassophryne amazonica, 1397 nucleotides. It is a transcript of the gene wnt3a, whose product is annotated as wingless-type MMTV integration site family, member 3A. Gene Ontology annotation, biological process: canonical Wnt signaling pathway; neuron differentiation; cell fate commitment. The record is from RefSeq and is a predicted model, not a curated record. Gene Ontology annotation, molecular function: frizzled binding; cytokine activity. Bases 109 to 981 code for a protein of 290 amino acids. The transcript has 3 exons. Gene Ontology annotation, cellular component: extracellular region. Lineage: Eukaryota; Metazoa; Chordata; Actinopteri; Batrachoidiformes; Batrachoididae.
GCAGUGGGUCACCACUACUCAUCACUGGGCAAUCAACCGAUCCUGUGUGGCAGCAUCCCAGGUCUGGUGCCCAAACAGCUGCGCUUCUGUCGGAACUAUGUGGAAAUCAUGCCCAGUGUUGCAGAAGGGGUGAAGAUAGGCAUCCAGGAGUGCCAGCACCAGUUCAGAGGUCGACGCUGGAACUGCACCACCGUCAACAACAAUCUCGCUAUUUUUGGGCCGGUAUUAGACAAAGCCACAAGAGAGUCGGCAUUUGUUCACGCGAUUGCUUCGGCUGGAGUGGCCUUUGCAGUGACCCGUGCCUGUGCCGAGGGUUCAGCCACGAUCUGCGGAUGUGACAUACGCCACAAGGGCCCCCCCGGUGAGGGGUGGAAGUGGGGUGGCUGCAGUGAGGAUCUGGACUUUGGGAGCAUGGUUUCCAGAGAGUUUGCUGACGCGAGAGAAAAUCGUCCUGAUGCACGUUCAGCUAUGAACCGCCAUAACAAUGAGGCGGGAAGAAUGUCCCUCAAUGACAACAUGUUCCUGAAGUGCAAGUGUCACGGUCUAUCAGGCAGCUGCGAGGUCAAGACAUGCUGGUGGUCUCAGCCUGACUUUCGGGUUAUUGGUGACUACAUGAAGGAUAAGUAUGAUAGCGCAUCUGAGAUGGUGGUGGAGAAACAUAAGGAAUCCCGAGGAUGGGUGGAGACUCUGAGGACGAAGUACAACUACUUCAAACCCCCUACAGACCGUGACCUGGUUUAUUAUGAAAGCUCACCCAAUUUCUGUGAUCCUAACCCUGAGACUGGCUCAUUUGGCACCCGUGAUCGCAUCUGUAACCUCACGUCUCACGGCAUAGAUGGGUGUGACCUCCUGUGUUGUGGCAGAGGUCACAACACCAGGACUGAGAAGAGAAAGGAGAAGUGCCACUGUAUUUUCCACUGGUGCUGCUAUGUUAGCUGUCAAGAGUGCAUGAGGGUCUAUGAUGUGCACACUUGCAAAUAGCGAUAUCUGCUUGCUUCCUUUCUUCUUCUACCAAACCAUUAAGACUUCAGGAGGCACAAGAACAAUGGACCUAUGAAACAGGACAAACUGCACAUCUGGCUGACCUGCAGGGAUUCAGCCAGUGAUAGUUACAGUGGCCUUGUGUUUUGGGCUGUGAAGCUGAAAAGAGCCAAACUCUGCCUUAAUGGGGAAGUCAUGGAUUUUUCACCCUGAACAAUAUUUGUAGAUGUUUUUGGGUUCAAGUGGGCCAAAAAUGAUGGUAAUCGGUUCAGUAUUGAGGUAGAAUGCUAACACCGUCAAGGGCUAAACAGCUAUACAAUAGAAGCCUAUGGAGAAAGUUAGAAACUUCAAAGUAAACCCCUUCUUGUCACCACUGAAUAGGCAAACAUGUCAUUGCAGUAGCAUGGAGACAAUCC